AUGGACAUCAAGCUCAGGCUUGUCCAUCCCUCCUUCUCUCUGUUUGGGGUGGUGUAUUACCUGAGGGAUCUGAUUUCUCCUAAAGUCCACUGUGAGCUGCUGCUCUUCUGCACCUGCACCGCUCCCCUGGUUCUCCACACCUACCUGGUGCCCAAUGACCCAGCUCACAUCCAGGCCAUCCACCAGAAGGAGGAGAGGAGGGGGGUGUGGGUCGACAAACCAGGCGCUGUGGGCCCGCUCUGGCUGAAGGACAGUGUUGCUGUGAGGACAUUGUGUUUGUCCGAGAUCCUCCCUGAGAAGAUGAACCUGUGGCCGCUCUCCACUCGUAACUUCUGUGAGGUGUACAUGGAGCAGCCAGAGGAGGAGUUUGAUAUGGAGGUCAUCAGCUCUCAGCACACAGAGCCCAUCUGGAGAUCUAAGAUCCGCAGACGCGACUACUGCCAGCCCAGCAGGAGCCCAGCACAGGGAAACGUGAUGGACUCUGAUCCAGAUGACAAGAAGAAGAGGAGCAGAGACUCCAAAGGGGGCGUGUCUUCAUCGGACACUGACAGGUCAGUCUUUAUUGACCCAUCCCACGUGACGUCAGAGCAAAAUGUCCAGCAGGGGUCCAAGAGGCCAGAUGGGACCCGGGUCAGAGGACAGAGGGACUCUACUGCAGGACACAGAUGGACACCAAAGGAGGCAGAGGUCCAUGAGAAACAUCGUUCUACACUGAAGAGCAAGUUUCAGCAUCUGAAUGAGGGAGUACCUAAUCAGGGAGAAACCAGACUCCUCCAGGAGAUCUACACAGACCUCUACAUCACAGAGGGAGGAGGAGGGGUCAAUGAUGAACAUGAGGUCAGACAGAUAGAGAGAGCAUCCUGGAGAGAAGCAGCACAAAGCAGGCCAAUCAAAUGCAGUGACCUCUUUGAACCCUUAUUGGACGAUGAUGAUGAUGAUUGGUCUGAUAUGUCUGAUGAUAUAUCUGAUCAAUAUGAUGAUGCGUCUGAUGAAUCUGAUCACAUCAGAACAGUAUUGACAAAGGGAGUGGCUGGCAUUGGGAAAACAGUCUCUGUGCAGAAGUUCAUAUUGGACUGGACUGAGGGAGAAACCAAUCAGGAUGUCCACUUCAUAUUUCCUCUUCCUUUCCGAGAGUUGAACCUGAUGAUGGACAAAAGACUCAGUCUGGUGGAGCUUAUUCAACACUUUUUCCCAGAAAUAAAAGAUUCAAAAAUCUUCACCAACUCAGAGCACAGAGUCAUGUUCAUCUUUGAUGGUCUUGAUGAGUGUCGACUGCCUCUAGAUUUCCAUUCCAACCUGAGAUGUUGUGAUGUGACAGAGCCAGUUUCAGUGAAUGUACUGCUGACAAACCUUAUCAAGAGAAAUAUGCUUCCCUCUGCUCUUCUCUGGAUUACCACCCGACCAGCAGCAGCCAGUCAGAUCCCUCCUAAAUAUGUGGAUCAGGUGACUGAAAUAAGGGGAUUCAAUGACCCACAGAAAAAGAAGUACUUCAAGAAGUACUUUAAAACAAGAACCAGUGAUGUAAACCUGGCCCUUAGGACCAUCACACACCUGAAGUCAUCCAGAAGCCUCUACAUCAUGUGCCACAUUCCAGUCUUCUGCUGGAUUUCAGCCACAGUGGUAGAGAGAACAUCAUUUGAAUCAGAAAAAGUAGCAAUGCCAAGAACUCUCACUCAAAUGUACACUCACUUCCUGAUCAUUCAGACAAGCAUAAAAAAUGUCAAGUACACAGAGAGUAAAGAGACAGAUGAAGAGAUAGUUUUCAAACUGGCGAAGAUGGCUUUCCAGCAGCUGGAGAAGGGCAAUCUGAUCUUCUAUGAGGAAGACCUGAGAGAAUGUGGCAUUGAUGUCACAGAAGCAUCAGUGUACUCAGGAGUGUGUACUCAGAUCUUCAGAGAGGAGUCUGGGCUGUACCAGGGGAAAGUGUUCAGCUUUGUGCAUCUGAGCAUUCAAGAGUUUCUUGCAGCUGUUUAUGUGUUCCUCUGCUUCAGACACACAGAGAGAAGCAUGUCUGACCAACAACAAACCUCUCCGCUCUCUGCUCUGUUCAGAGCUGUGACAAUGCAUGACCUACACAAGACUGCAGUGGACCUGGCCUUACAGAGUAAGAAUGGACACCUGGACCUUUUCCUCCGCUUCCUUUUGGGCCUCUCACUGGAGUCCAAUCAGGAACUCUUAAUGCACCUACUGCCACAGACAAGAAGUCAACCACAGAGCUAUGAGCAAGCAGUCCAGUAUAUCAAACAGAAGAUCAGAGAUCAAAGAAUUUCAGACAGAAAGAUUAACCUGUUCUACUGUCUGAAUGAGCUGAAUCGUCAUGCUGUAGUGGAGGUGAUUGACAGGAGCUCUGGAACUCUGGAUGUAGAAAUGCUCGUACCAGGACAGUGGGAGACUAGGAGAUUUAGGUUUAAGAUUCCAGAGGAGCAGCUGGAUGAGUUUGACCUGCAGAAGUACAUAAAGACACCAGAGACUGAUGAGACUGAACUCCUCAGUCCAGAUGAAGUUCUACAGAGGCUGGUUCCAGUGGUCACAUCAGCAUGGCUGGUUAAGUGUUCCCUCACAGAGAAGAGCUGUGCUGCGAUAGCGUCAGCUGCCAGAUCAAACUCCUGCAGUUUGAAGGAGCUGGACCUGAGUCAGAAUGAGCUUCAUGAUGCAGGAGUUCAGCAUCUCUCAGAGCUCCUCAAGAAUCCCCACUGCAAACUGGAGACACUAGAUCUGUUUAAGUGUUCCCUCACAGAGAAGAGCUGUGCUGUGAUAGCGUCAGCUGCCAGAUCAAACUCCUGCAGUUUGAAGGAGCUGAACCUGAGUGACAAUGAGCUUCAUGAUGCAGGAGUUCAGCAUCUCUCAGAGCUCCUCAAGAAUCCCCACUGCAAACUGGAGAAACUAUGGCUGCAGUAUUGUUCCCUCACAGAGAAGAGCUGUGCUGUGAUAGCGUCAGCUGCCAGAUUAAACUCCUGCAGUUUGAAGGAGCUGAACCUGAGUUACAACAAACUUCAUGAUGCAGGAGUUCAGCAUCUCUCAAAGCUCCUCAAGAAUCCCCACUGCAAACUGGAGAAACUAGUUCUGUUUAAGUGUUCCCUCACAGAGAAGAGCUGUGCUGCGAUAGCGUCAGCUGCCAGAUCAAACUCCUGCAGUUUGAAGGAGCUGGACCUGAGUGAGAAUGAGCUUGAUGAUGCAGGAGUUCAGCAUCUCUCAGAGCUCCUCAAGAAUCCCCACUGCAAA
Molecule: messenger RNA, 3222 nt
Organism: Sardina pilchardus (European sardine)
Lineage: Eukaryota; Metazoa; Chordata; Actinopteri; Clupeiformes; Clupeidae
Product: NACHT, LRR and PYD domains-containing protein 3-like
Exons: 9
Biological process (GO): intracellular signal transduction
Molecular function (GO): protein binding
Source: RefSeq, a predicted model, not a curated record